GAGAAAAGAAACAUAGGAGGAAGAUUCGAAGGCUUCCCAAAUAGAUACACGAAACGAAUCUCUCCCUUGCUUGCAUCAAAACUUCAUUAUUUUAUGGAGGAACUUGGAAGAGUACCGUAACUCUGAUACCUCUGUCCUCUUUGCUUGGGUACUCUUUCAGGAGAAAUAACGCUUACGCAUGUGCGCGCUCUCACACCCAACAACUGCGUAACCCUUCUUCCUUCUUCCUUCUUUUCAUUGCUACAAUUCAGUAUCGGAUUCAGUACUCAAAUCAAGAUCCUUUCUUUCUUCAAGAUUCGGUGUUUUUGGGGCCCUGCUUCAAUUGGGUUUCCUCCAAUUUUCGUAAUGCCUCUUCAGUUCCGCUAAAUUAUUGAAUCCCCAAUUUGCAUUUUUUCCCCUUUUUGUUUAUUAUUAUUGGAAGAUGUUUCGCUUCUGAAAUGGAUUUUGAAGGUGGGCGAGGGUCAUUGUUGAGAUGUCCUUUUCUUCAAACGGUAUGAUUAUUCGUAGGUUCAGCUUUUCAUAUAUGACGAUGAUUUCUAUGCGUUUGGCUGCGUCUCUGCCGUUGUUUUUUGUGAGUUUGUAGAUUCUAAAUUUCAUUCAAAAGGGAUUGCUUGGUAAUGCAUAGUUGGGAUUUGGGCAGUGUACUAUAUAUCAAUGCAAAAUUAUUGGGGUGAUUAAAUUUUGCUAGUGGGUUUUGGAGAGAUCAUAGGUGUUUUAUUUGUUAAUUUUACGGAUAAUUAUUGUUUGUGUUGCGUAAUUGUUUGGUUGGUUUUGGUAAUAGAAGGGUGAGGAUCUCGAGAGGUUGUGGUGAUUUGAGUUGUUGCUUGUUGGGAAGUGGUUGUGGUGAAUGUUGUUUGUGUAAUCUGUUGCAUUGCAAUGUCUGGGGGAACACCGGUCGGGGGAGGUGGAUUUAUGAGGCAGAGGCACAGCCAGGGGUAUGCCAGCAGUGGUGAUGACCUGGAGGAUGAUGCAUGCUCAAGGAACCGUCCCUUUGCGCCUCCUAGUCCUCCACCUAGGACAUGGAUUGAGAUGCUGGAAAACUUUCUCUGGCUUGCUUCUGCUGCUUUCAUUCUAUACUUUGGCGAUCAGCAUUCCAAUUUGAUAUAUCUGUUGUGCCAUGACAACCGAAUUAGAAGACUGCCUUUAUAUCUUGGGAUGAUAGGUAUUGGUUUGAAUGCAUUGAUUUUCAUAUAUACAACUAUCUUGGCUUGGAGUGUUCGAAGGUUUGAUGAAAAAUGGGGAUUAAAAAAAUGGGAAAUAACAAGCAUCUCUAUGUUGCCAUUUGCCACGGCAUUUGGAAUCAUCUCUUUUUGCUUGUUCUCCUUUGCUUUGUGGCCAAUAUGGAGUUUCUUGACACUCCCUCUUCUGUUUACACUAUUUAUGGCUUGCAUGGUAGUAAUCCCUUACCUCAUUUUUGGGACGCUCCGGCCUCCUCAAUACGACGAACUGCGUACAGAUUGAGCCUCAUGAUUCAAGUGAGGAAUAGUACUGACUUUUCUAACACAUAUGUCAAGGAUUGAUUGAGUGGUAGCCGUUGCUAUGUGGUUUGAAGUUUUGUCUCCUAGCAGCAUGAUGUUUCAUGUUAUGCUUUCCUAAACUGGUCCUAACAGUGAGAACUAAAAUUCUUUUCAUCCUUACAAUUACAUUAGGUUAGAGUGAUGCUGAUGCGGCAGGUCUUAGUUGCUAUGAGUUGAGAUAGAGGACUUGUGGGUUAAAGUGUUUAGUUCUAUCAAUUGGAAACCUUCAAUUAAUGAUAUCAUAAUAGCAUUUUUUACAUUU
This is a messenger RNA of Abrus precatorius (Indian licorice), 1779 nucleotides long. RefSeq lists its product as uncharacterized. The record is from RefSeq and is a predicted model, not a curated record. Lineage: Eukaryota; Viridiplantae; Streptophyta; Magnoliopsida; Fabales; Fabaceae. The transcript is spliced from 4 exons. The coding region runs from base 877 to 1461 and encodes 194 amino acids.